CCCUGAAGUUUUCAUAAAACCAGAACACGCUAAUCUUGAUCUCAUAGAGUGCACGUGGAAAAAUCUUUCAGCUCUUAGUAGAUGUUUGAAGACUUGCUCCUAUAGCGAUACAUUAUCAUCAGUGACUCCUCCGGAUCUCUUUAGAAGAAAACAAAGAGAGAGAUUGGACCACCAACUUGUACCUACAAAGUGGUGACGUGGAAUUCCAUUGCCAGUGAUAGCAUAUCGGGAAACACAAAGCAUCUUGGUUAACCAGUCUGGAUAAAUAAUACAUACUUCGCUAUUUUUCGCUUUGGGAUUUUCCAGACGAGCUAUUGUUCGCGCAAAAAACGAGGUUAUCUUGGCGGGGAUUGAUGCUUGCAUGACGUCAGUAUUGGACUCCGCGAGUUUCUCUAUAAAUACAGAUUUAGCCGACAAGAUGAACCAAUUCCGACUGAUAGUACUACUGGAAGUGAUGGCGCACACUGUGUUCCCUACCCAGGCAUCCCCCAUCCGAGUAUGCGGCAACGAAUUGCUGGACGCCCUCAUGUCCGUCUGCGGCGACCGGGGGCUGUACUCGCCACCAGAGGGUUACUCACGACGCACCCCAGCUACUCAGAGCGGUAUCGCGACGCGAUGCUGCAUCUCACACUGCGACACCGCCUUACUCGAAACCUACUGCAACAAGCCGGCCACGCCCCAGUCGCAGACGGCAGCGGCGCCCCAGAGAAUCACGUCUACGUCGGACGACCGGAGAGCCAACGAGAUCGUCGUGGACCCCCCAUCAGGCCACACGGGGGACACCGCACCACGGGGAGAGAGCGCGAAGGCGCCGGGGCCCAGCGGCGCGGCGAACGCGACCAAAACGCCAGUCGCAGAGGUCGACGAGGGAAUGAGUGUGGACGAAGAGGAGGCAGCAGGCGAGAGCAACACGUCCGAGAGAGGGGUAAGCCUCGGCGAAGACGAAGACCAGGAGGAACAGGCUCAAAGGGACAUUCCCACCAGCAGGCCCCACAAAACCCACUCCAAGGAGCGCAGUAAGAACAGGACUAAGGGUGAGAAAAAGAGGCGGAAGACCGGCCGCAGGAGGGGUAUCAGUGAGAGGCGAACGCUGAGCAUUGAGAGGAAGAAGGACGAUGCGACUCGCCGGAGGAGGAAAGAGCAGCGCCUCCUGAGGAAGCAGCAGCAGUCCAACUCCAGUAAGAGGAGGACCAAGCUGGAGAAGAAGGGCAGUGAAGUCACUACGCCCGUUGCAAUCGAGACAGCAGAACACCCCUUUAAGAAUGGUGGGUACAACAGCACAUCUGGCGACCUUUCGCCGGUAAACGUCACAGAUCCAGAUUCGCCGCCGUCGUCCGACACGAAGAAAGACGGCUUUUUCACCACAAUCACCGCAGUGCUCAGAGACGUGAUUGGCUUUCAGCAGGCAGACGACGGGAACCGCUGAUGACGUCACAGGGUCAAAGGCCAAAAAUCCCCCCCAACUAUGGACUCCUUUAUUCGAAGGACGAGCGUUUUCGUCGCUAACCAAGACAGAAAAACGGACCCAACACCGCGGACCCGAGUUUUAUUCAUGACUUGGCCAGCAACGAAAAAAAUCGUGUCAGACUUACGAAGUCAAAAGUGUAUCAUGUACUAGGAUGUGAUUCAAAGACCUUGGCACUAGCUCAGGCCAGACAGAUGUUAGGAUGGGAUGACUGUCUCGAUUAAUCCUGAGUUUAGUUUCCCGAACCUAGAAACACUGUGACCCCGAUCGCCAUCUUUGACGAAAGACUAAGCCAAAAUGGCGCGUGGGCUUUUAAAGCACAUGAGGGUGCCCCAGCAGCGAAUAAAGUCGACAGGACUUCAAAGCGACAAUUCUUAAAACUUCCCGCCUGUGACGUCGAAAACGUUAUAUUUAAGUAUUUCUGUUUCACUCUGUCGAUCUAGUCGACACUCAUUCAGAAUAUUCAAUAUACUUUUGCCGUAUUUAUAAGUAAUUUAUUUAUGCUAGAUGUAUAACAGGGUAACCUUGAUCAUAAUUUCGUUGUAAUUAAUUCAAGUUAAACUCUUAUGCCGAUAAACUGCACACGUGUCAGUUUGCGAAGCAUCCAAUUAAAAGGAUAAUAUUUUUGUCUUUUCUUAUAGAAAUGAUCAUUUUCUCGUUUCGAAACGGAACUUUUCAAACGAUUUUGACUGAGAUUCGCCCGUGUGAAUCUCUGUUUAAUGAUGUUGCCUUGCUCGUGUUUUAAGCAAAUACUUAUAAAAGUUAUUAUUAUUUUGCUGAACAAACUGCACUGAAGUACACUAAAAGGCACCAACUCCUAACCGAUGUAGACUCUGCAUCAAUUAAUUGUUUCAAAAGUAUUUGGUUGUCCUUUUGUUUAGUUUGUUUGUUUGUUUGUUUGAAACAAAUGGUUCAACAAUAUUUUGUCCGAUAACAAGGCGAGGGAUAGGAGUAUAAGUAAGUUGAGAAUUGACAAGUAGUUACAGUCACGCCACUUUACCCUGUUUUGUUAAACCUAUCCGCCAUCAUUUUUUUAGUGAUCUUUUUUUCGGUCUAAAUAAUUUUGAGAAAGGCACAAGGGGUGACUUUUUGUCCAAACAGGGUUGGACACAAUGAGCCCAGGACUAAACACUUUCUUCACGAAGUGUGAAAGGGUAUGAGUUUGGGCAGACUUAUUCUGUUACUUCUAUGAUGAAGGUGUGCAUUAAUUCAGUUACGUACUUGAGGUUUUUUUG
Molecule: messenger RNA, 2700 nt
Organism: Patiria miniata (bat star)
Lineage: Eukaryota; Metazoa; Echinodermata; Asteroidea; Valvatida; Asterinidae
Product: PC4 and SFRS1-interacting protein-like
Exons: 4
Coding region: 362-1426 (354 amino acids)
Cellular component (GO): extracellular region
Molecular function (GO): hormone activity
Source: RefSeq, a predicted model, not a curated record